Molecule: messenger RNA, 4511 nt
Organism: Gadus morhua (Atlantic cod)
Lineage: Eukaryota; Metazoa; Chordata; Actinopteri; Gadiformes; Gadidae
Gene: amh
Product: anti-Mullerian hormone
Exons: 3
Coding region: 3239-4201 (320 amino acids)
Biological process (GO): gonad development
Molecular function (GO): growth factor activity
Source: RefSeq, a predicted model, not a curated record
GAGCCCUGCCCGUUCCACAGAUGAUUGACUUGUUUAAUUUUCAUGUCAGUACUUCUAACUCAGUGACUGUAAGUGGGUUAUGAUAACGAUUUCAAAUAUUUUUUCAAAAAUGGCCAAAAAAGAGAAUUCCAUACCCAACCUUUAACCAGAAUCUAGUGGUGGAAUCAUCUUGAAAUAUGCCAGGCGUUUUAACGUGGAUUUUAUGUUUCUUUUUACCAUAUUAGAUUGUGCGGGAGGAAAAUGGUGCUUUUUUUCCAAAUAAUAAAUGUAUCAUUUAAUAAUAAUUUUAUUUUGGUGCAUACAAUACGAAACCUCAGCCUCAUCGCCCACUUCCGGUCCUCGCUCGACGGCGGCCACGUCUGGUGACAGCGGGUCUGUGACGUCAUCACGGUGGUUUGAAUAGUGAACCUGUACUUUGAACCCACGCCUGUUACUGAUUUCCGAGGUUCAGUUGGAAAACAGUAAACGGGUCUAACAGAAAGUCUGUUGAGAGGAAGCAGGUUUUCGUUCAGUUUAGCAACAGACGUCAUGAUAGGUCCAAAGGAUAAUCAAAGCUUUUGAUUGGUAGUGCUUUCCUCUAGACUCGGGUUUGGUUGAUCUGUGAACACCAAUGUGUUUGUGAGGGGGUUCUUUUUCUAGUUGAAAAAGAAAAAUAAACUAAAAAUCAUUUUUCAAAACCCAUAGCCGAUCUUAAGUUCCCAGCACUGAGAGGUCUUUUGUAAUUGUAGGAUCUUGUUGACACUGUUCAGAUAUUUCUUAUACCUGGUGUUUGAUACGAGUUCUGUUGUUCUGUAUUAAGCUUUUACGUUUUGACUCAAAACGCUGAUCGACUUUGAAUACUACUUGUGUUGACAGCGCGGUGCUCUCCUUCACUUAAAACAAGGAACAUGCAGCUAUUGAGAAAGUUCUCCUUUCCUGUUUUCUGUGUGCUACAAAAGGAGCAUGGUUUGGUGACGCUCAACCCAGCUUGUCUGGUGACUAUCCGAUGCUCCAUCUCUCAAACUUCGUACAAUCUCAACGGCUGGGGCGAUGUAUGUGCGAGAGAGAAUACGUUUGUUUUGUUAGCCGUGAGCGCUUCUUCCUUUUUGGUUUACUCCUUUUGUUUUAAACCCUGUUCCUGUUCGCCGUCGCCUCCUAUAUAGAGGCAAAGCGACGCGGAGUUGUCGCCGAGGUGCCUCUUCGGUCGAGCGCGACGCGCGUAAAAUCCUCCGCUCUGUUCUCCGUCUUUGUGACGAGAGAGAGAGCGCUGCAGCAAUACAAGUGGCUGGUUAUUUUGAAUCCUGCCAAAGGUUACACUCAGGAAGAACUCUUGAUUGCUUGAAAUUAUGCUACAAUGCAACCCACCAAACGACUGCAUUACGCUGCUGUCGCGGGGUCAUGUGGAGAGGCUGUCUGGCGCCUCUCCAGCCGGCGUUCAGCCAGCAUCGCACAGUCACCUGACGAUUGGCCUUCGAAAAAAAGCGCCUUUGACCUCACGUGCUACGUCUCCUUGACGAAACAACGUGUUCUCCCUGACCCGUACAUCAGGCCACUUCAGCCAAGGCCUUUUCUGUCCCAAACGCCUCGCUUUAGGACCAGAGCUCUGGGUGGGAUUAGAGAUGGAGCGAUUCAGUUGAUGCAGUCCUUGACGUAGGAGAAGCUGUCGUUUCAGAACACCUGACCUGUGUAUAGUGGGGCCAGGCCUGUCCUUAACGUAGGAAGAGCAGUGGUUUAAUACAGGUGACCUGUGUAUAGUGGCCUGUCCUUAACGUAGGGUAAGUGUUGGUUUUACUACAGGUGUGUAUAGUGGAGGGCAGGCUUGAGCUGCAAUAAAGGCAAACCCAGGUUCCAAAACGCCCUGGGGGUUUCCAUGGAGAUAUUCUUGCUAGUUGGUGUUGGUGCUUUUAUCUUAAGAUGUUCUAAUGACGAAUUGAAAUGUUUUGUUUUGCUUUUUAUGAUUAUUAUUAUUAAAAUGGUUUGAUAUAAAUUACUUGUCUCAGUCUCCACUCCUUGGGGUGGGCCGUGCCUGGGAGAAUGACAAGGUCCUGUUGACGGUUUCUCGUCAUGUUGAUGACAAAUAGGCAGGAAGGUAAUAACUGAAGUGAUGACAGCAUGGGAGGAACCGGUAAAAACGAGCCUACCAAUGAUUAAAUGUUUGGUUGAGUCAUGGCUAGCCUGGGGAAUUGGAUCACUUGGAUCCCUUGUGUAGAAAUAGCUAAACCUAAUUACCCUGAUUUGGGUAGCUAUUUUUAUGUGUGCAUGCGUUUCAACACUUGUAAAUGUUGAUAGAUUAUUGUUUUUUCUAAACCAAUUGUAAACCUGUAACAUAUAUUUUUUUCCUCCCACAUUGUGGAUCAGGGCUGUGCAAUGUGUACACAGUGGGUGCCAUUGGUUACCCAAGAUGUAUGCGACUCUGUGCCAAAGCCUUGAGUUUAUCUCUUGGCUUCCACCACUGAGAUUCGGGAGGCCUUGGUAGACUGAACACAAUGGAGCAGCUGUGAGAGGUCUCUAUGCAACUGUGGAUGAGAUACUUUGUGGCACUUCAAUCAAUAUGGUAUAAUAAAAAUGGGAUCCAAUGAACUAGGAUUUGAUCAAGGUUUUAUUUGAACAUUGUACAUAUAAUUGUGUAAUUGUUCAUAAAUCCUAAUUUAACUGAAAGUCGGUCCAUGCCCGGUUGUAUAGAAGAUUCUUUUAUUUUUAAAACCAAAAUGCUAUUUCAUCCUGACCCCAUUUGAAUCAUUGGCAAACGUAUUCACUCGUCACCAACUAAUCACCUAUGUGUUACCUAGUUUACAUGAAGCUGGCCAUUGAGCCAUAGAAUCAACCUGUUUCGUGGGAUCCACGAAAAGUGUCAACACAGUUUCAAAGUGUGGCCGCUGUGUAACCAUUCCUCCCAUCAUCCCUCGGUCUGGACGCUGUUCUCACCGCCGCUCAGCGGAGUCUAGCUAGCUGGAGGGAUGAGAGCUCGGUGUCCCUCCAACAACAUCUCUUGCGAUGUUUUUCUCCUUCCUUAUUCCCUGCUCUUAUCGCAGAUAAACCUAGAGAGCAUGUGCUGUUCUAAUGGGUAGACGGUACCGUAGAGCGCCGAAGUCUGCAACACGCCAGGGUGUUGGUGUCCAAUCCAAGGACAGGGCUUUUUUCAAUAAGAAGGCGUGUGUGUGUGUGUGUGUCUUUAUAAAGAAGACUUCCCCUGAGCCUGGCCCAAAAAACAAGGGACUCGGGCAGAGCCAGAGACACGUCGCAGCUCUAUCUAUUAAGCAUGUUGGCCGUUCUGCGUGCGUGCUGCUGCCUGGCGUGGCUCCUGCUGAGGUGUGGGGAGGGUCUCCCCGAGCAGCCCCCAGACAGACCCGGGGCGGACGGACAGAGGCCAGACACGGACGUGGACGCCCCAUCUGCAGGGGCAGAGAAGCCCUCGGACGCCUUCUCCUUCCUGCGGGAGCUCCAGGCCUUCCUGGGCGACGUCUUCCCCCUGCCCCCCGGGGAGGCCGUCUCCUUGAGGGUGCAGCUGCCGUCCCUGAAGUCCCUGCCCAGCCUGGCCCUGGGGCCGGCCUCAAGCGAGACGCUCCUGGUGGGGCUGCUCAACUCCUCCUCGCCCACCUUCUUCUCCUUCCCGCCCCUCCGCUCGGUGCGGCGGCUGGGCCGCGGGGGAGAGCUGGCCCUGCCGCCCGACCUGCUGGAGGAGCUCCGGAGGAAGCUGGGGACGCUGGAGCAGCAGGUGGAGGUGCUGAUGGGGGAGGUGGCGGUGGAGCAGAAGGCCGUUCGGAGCCUUGAGCGCCUCAAGGCUCUCAGUGCGCUUCCCAGGGAGGUGCGACCAGCAGGAGAGCUCCAGUACAGAGCCUUCCUGCUGAUGCUAGCCCUACAGACGGUAUCGCAGGCCUACGAGAUCCAGAGAGGCCUGCGAGCCGCCAGAGCCGGUCAGGCCAGCGAGAGCAACAUCUGCAGGGUGCAGGAACACUAUAUGCAACUGGAAACGUAUGUGUUGUCGCCCUGCAGGGCCUCUAUCAAAAAAUGCACCGGGGUCUGUAGCUUCCCCCUGCACAACCCGACCAACCACGCCGUCGUGAUCUUUGACCAGAUCCAGAGCGGCGCCUUGCUGGACAGCUCCGUGUGCUGCGUGCCGGUGGCCUACGAUUCCCUGCGGGUGGUGGAACUUAUGGAUGACGGGACCACCCUCAGCCACGUCAAGGAAAACAUGUUUGCCAAAGAAUGUGGCUGCCGCUGAAGAAUCACCUUGCCUGUGGUUAAGGAAUACAUUAUUCCCCUCCACGGUUUGACUGAAAUAGAUCGUACAGAUGUUUUUUCCAAUUCCAUUUUUUCCUUCCCGAUUUUCGAUUUCUGAGCUUCAGCAUCGGCCGAUACCGAGUAUUUACCGAUACAGCACCUGGCAUUGCGUUGAUAUAUAUUUGAUGUACUUGAUUCGUUUUUUAAAUGUCUUCACGUUUUAUCAUUUAUAUACAUAUUGACAUUUGUUCUGGCUGUAACUUGUGUACAAUUUUGUGACUCAGAAUAAACAAAGCCCGUUUUUUUUCUUC